Molecule: messenger RNA, 1572 nt
Organism: Aspergillus versicolor CBS 583.65
Lineage: Eukaryota; Fungi; Ascomycota; Eurotiomycetes; Eurotiales; Aspergillaceae
Product: cytochrome P450
Exons: 5
Coding region: 1-1485 (494 amino acids)
Molecular function (GO): heme binding; monooxygenase activity; iron ion binding
Source: RefSeq, a predicted model, not a curated record
AUGUUCCCUGCCAGCCUGGGGCUUGCGCUGUCCUUUGCCGCUGUACUCCUAGGCUUGGUAUAUUCGUUCCGCAACCCCCAGGCAUAUCCUCUAGUCAAUGGAAAACGCCGAUUUGAGUUCCGGGCAGUCCACGCACAAGGACGGUUUCUGUCUAAUGCUCGCGGUCUGAUUCAACGGGGCCUCGCUCAGUGGCCUGUCUUCAGAAUACUAACCGACAACGGAUACAAGCUCGUGCUGAGUCCAAAAUAUGCGAAUGAAAUCCGGUCUCGCGAAGACCUGAACUUUGUCAAGGCUGCUGUGGACAGGUUCCAUGCUGAGAUACCUGGGUUCGAGGUAUUUAAGCAGGCUACGAGGGCCGAUGAUAUUCUGCAGGAUGCGAUCAGGACGAAGAUGACGCAAAGCCUUGGCAACGUCACGAAACCUCUAUCACAAGAAAUGGCCGCUGCCCUGCAGACCAACUGGACUGAUUCGCCUGAAUGGCACACCAUCACGUUAAAACCGACAAUCCUCAAUAUCAUCGCCCAGAUCUCAUCCCGAGUCUUCCUCGGUGGCUACCUCUGCCGGAACCCAGACUGGCUCCGGAUAACAGUUGACUACACAGUUGACUCCUUCACAGCUGCAGAUGCACUGCGCUUGUGGCCGGCACUAUUAAGGCCUAUAGUUGCUCCUUUCAUCCCAUCCUGCCGUAAGAUCCGGGCUCAGAUCCAAGAAGCCCGAGAUAUCAUCCUCCCCGUGCUAGAGCAGCGGAAGAAAGAUAAACAAGCUGCCAUUGACCGGGGAGAUAUUCCAGAAGAGUAUAAUGAUGCUAUGGAAUGGAUGGAGCGGAGCGCCAAGGGGCGGCCUUACGAUGCUGCGAUUGCACAACUGACGUUCUCCGUAGCGGCGAUUCAUACCACGUCUGACAUGCUUGUGCAGGUACUGUAUGAUAUCUGUGCAUAUGACGGGCUGACUGAGGAGUUGCGAGCGGAGGUCACCGCCGUGCUGAAGCCGGAUGGCUGUACGAAGACUGCGCUGCAUAAAUUGAAGUUAAUGGAUAGUGUGAUGAAGGAAAGUCAGAGACUCAAGCCAAGUCAGAUUAGUAUGAUCAAGCUCGCAGAUGGCACAGUAAUUCCUAAGAACACCCUACUCUACGUCUCGUCUGAACGGAUGUGGGAUGAGAGCAUCUACCCAGACCCUGAUAAAUUCGACCCGUACCGGUUUCUCCGGCUGCGAAAUACCCCUGGGCAUGAGGCUUCUGCGCAGCUUAUAACACCAACACCGGAGCAUCUGGGGUUCGGUCUAGGGAAGCAUGCCUGUCCAGGGCGGUUCUUUGCUGCUAAUGAGAUGAAGGUCGCACUUUGCUAUAUUUUGCUGAAGUAUGAUAUUAAGAUGGCGGCGGGGUGGGAGAGUCCACCGCCAACUAGGAGAGAGGUGGUCCUCCUGGCAGACCCAAGGGGUGAAAUGGUUAUUCGAAGGAGAGAAGCUGGUAUUGAGGUGGAUGCAUAGACUGAUGAUUGGAUAAAAGGUCCAUCUACAAUUCGAAGGAAGCAUAUGGGCUGCCUAAGCACGCCAUUACCAUCAGGUACUACAAGG